Messenger RNA from Peromyscus eremicus (cactus mouse), 1269 nucleotides. RefSeq names its product hemojuvelin BMP co-receptor (gene Hjv). Gene Ontology annotation, cellular component: plasma membrane. The record is from RefSeq and is a predicted model, not a curated record. Gene Ontology annotation, molecular function: coreceptor activity. The transcript has 3 exons. The coding region runs from base 1 to 1269 and encodes 422 amino acids. Lineage: Eukaryota; Metazoa; Chordata; Mammalia; Rodentia; Cricetidae. Gene Ontology annotation, biological process: BMP signaling pathway.
AUGGGGGAUCGAGGCCAAGCCCCUAGUCCCCGGUCCCCCCAUGGCAGCCCCCCAGCUCUAAGCACCCUCACUCUCCUGCUGCUCCUCUGUGGACAGGCUCACUCCCAGUGCAAGAUCCUCCGCUGCAAUGCCGAGUACGUCUCGUCCACUCUGAGCCUUCGGGAAGGGGGCUCAUCGGGCACGCCGCGUGGAGGCGGCCGUGGUGGGCUGGCCUCGGGUGGCUUGUGUCGCGCCCUGCGCUCCUAUGCGCUCUGCACUCGGCGCACGGCCCGCACCUGCCGCGGGGACCUCGCCUUCCACUCGGCGGUGCACGGCAUCGAGGACCUCAUGAUCCAGCACAACUGCUCCCGCCAGGGCCCCACGGCCCCGCCCCCGGCCCGGGGCCCCUCCCUUCCCGGAGCUGGCCCCGACCCCCCGACCCCGGACCCCUGCGACUAUGAGGCCCGGUUUUCCCGGCUGCACGGACGGGCCCCGGGCUUCUUGCAUUGCGCCUCCUUCGGGGACCCCCACGUGCGCAGCUUCCACCACCACUUUCACACAUGCCGUGUCCAAGGAGCCUGGCCCCUGCUGGAUAACGAUUUCCUUUUUGUCCAGGCCACCAGCUCCCCCGUGGCAUCGGGGGCCAACGCUACCACCACCCGGAAGAUCACCAUCAUAUUUAAGAACAUGCAGGAAUGCAUUGACCAGAAAGUCUACCAGGCCGAGGUGGACAAUCUUCCUGCAGCCUUUGAAGACGGCUCUGUCAACGGAGGCGACAGACCCGGGGGCUCGAGUCUGUCCAUUCGAACCGCUAACCCCGGGAGCCAUGUGGAGAUCCGAGCUGCCUACAUUGGGACGACUAUAAUCAUUCGACAGACCGCUGGACAGCUCUCCUUCUCCAUCAGGGUCGCCGAGGACGUGGCGCGGGCCUUCUCCGCCGAGCAGGACCUGCAGCUGUGUGUCGGGGGAUGCCCUCCGAGUCAGCGACUCUCUCGCUCGGAGCGCAACCGGCGCGGGGCUCUAGCCGUAGAUACUGCCAGAAGGCUGUGUAAGGAGGGCCUUCCCGUUGAAGACGCCUACUUCCAGUCCUGCGUCUUUGAUGUUUCAGUCUCUGGUGACCCCAACUUUACUGUGGCAGCCCAGACAGCUCUGGAUGAUGCCCGAGUCUUCUUGCCGGAUUUAGAGAAAUUACAUCUUUUCCCCUCAGAUGCGGGGCCUCCUCUCUCCCCAGCCACCUUCCUAGUGCCGCUUCUCUCAGGCCUCUUUGUUCUGUGGUUUGGCAUUCAGUAA